Exophiala mesophila is the source of this 1295-nucleotide messenger RNA. RefSeq lists its product as uncharacterized. The transcript has a single exon. The coding region runs from base 131 to 1159 and encodes 342 amino acids. NCBI's taxonomy places the organism in Eukaryota, Fungi, Ascomycota, Eurotiomycetes, Chaetothyriales, Herpotrichiellaceae. The record is from RefSeq and is a predicted model, not a curated record.
CGGCGGACCGAUCCAGCGCACGUCUCAAUGGCAACGAGAUUCCUCCCCGCCGGCCACACUCCCCUCUAAUACAUCCUUCCCUCUCGCCCUCCGUCGCCUUUGCUUUCAACGCCACGGCACGCGACACGUCAUGCCUCACACCAGCCACAAGAAGAAGACUAAGAAAAGGCAUGUCACCGUAGAUGAAGACGGAUGGACAAAAGUCAUAACAACCACAACAUCCACUGGCUCCCGAAUCCCAAAUGUCAGUCAACCUCUCCCCACAGCGUCAGACUCCCAGCAACUGGCUUUCAGCUGGAGCAUCGACGACAAACAUGUUUCCUUUGACAUGACAUUACCGGCGGCGGUGGCAGCGCCGUCAGACAUGACAGUCGACCAUCUGGACAAGAGAUUUCGAGCCGUGGAAGCGAGAUGGCUGGAAAGCGACAGUUGGGCUGGUUUGGAGGAUGUAUUGCGACAGACCACAACAAAGGACCAGCAAACCAUCCUCCACAUCUCCACGUGCAUCCUCAUCGGAUCUGGUAGUUGUUCGACGGCACCUUCAGGUCGCCAAGAGGUGACCUUCUACCAAGUGGCCGCGUUCAAGGCUGCUGUCGAUUUGAUCCGUCGGUUACAAAAAGCCCCGCCGGUCGUGUAUGCGCAAGAACCUCUGUACAAUGACCUGGACGCCCAGUUUCUACACACACUUGGAAUUUCCGUCGUCCAACAUCCACGUGGGUUUGACGCCGUUGACGAUGGCGCCGUCUUUGUGUUUUCCCCUUGCCCCGAACGCUUUGUCGAGCUUCAGAUCAUGCAGCAUAAACCCACAUUGUGGUUACAUCGACCUCUACUGGAUGAUCGCUGGCCGUCUUUGGAUAACUCUCAGAAUCUGGACUGGAUGUUGCAUGGAAGAAACAUUCACUCGACGCCAAGUUCAGAUUCGGAUUCAACGAGAGUCUCAGCUGGACAAGACCACCAGGGGAACUACCAAAGUUCUUGCGAGUCACAUCUGCGGGCCGAGUACCUCGUCAAUCGGGCUCUUUUUGAGCAUUCGAGACGAAGAUACAAGGCCUGGAAAUUGCCUAGUUUGCCUGUCCAUAACUAUCCGUUUGAGGGUGCGGCUUUAUUACGAUAUGAUGAUGAGGAGGUGGAGGAGUUAUGUGACGAUAGUGAGCCAUGAGAGAUGGCCUGGAUUCAAUCUCGAAAGUACACUUGUUGCAUGGCUAAUUGUUGGCUUCACAAACCAAGUAAGGAACAUUGAUCACAUCUUGAUAAUGAACGACAGACGUCUUGGUAGAUUUCAAUUCUACCCAAGC